GCGCCUCGCGCCAGCGAUGGACAGCAGCACCAUCGUCGAGGGGCCUGUCAAGUUUCGCGACGGCAAGAAGUGGAAGUGCCGGUGGUGCGUGAUGAGGAAGCUGUCGCCGGUGGCAGACUGCCUGCACCUGCAGCUGUACCGGGACAGUAAGGAGCGCUACAAGCAGGGCCACACCAAGGCGUCGCUCUCCCUGCAGCACUUCCUCGCCGUCGAGACAGGGUUCACGUUGGACAAGGAGUCCAACACGAUAGCGAUCAUCUGCCAGGAUGUGACUGUCAUUCUGGCGUUUGACUCCAGGGAGCGCCAGAUGCAGUGGCAUGUCAAGAUCGUCAACAACCUGGGGGAAGGCCAGCAGUUCCUGGUGCAGGUGACGUCUGCACCACCACGCGCCAAGAUCUGUAUGGGCCCGGCACGCCUCCACGUACAGGAGAGGCGCUUCUGCCUCACUUCAGGUGUGCCUCCCAGGCUGCUUGGCUUCUGGGACAUCAGCCAGCUCAGGCGGUACGGUGUAGUGGAAGGCCGAUUCGUGUUCGAGGGUGGCUCCCGCUGUGGCAAGGGUGAGGGCGUGCACGUGUGUGUCACUGACCAGGCUGCAGACAUCACUGCUGCCUUCCAGCAGGCUGCACAGGGCUCGCUGGCUUCCAGGAGGAGGGCCAUGCUGCGGUCAGCACCUGCCACUGAUAGUCCUCGACGUCGCAUCCGUAACCAACAACCUGUGGAGACAGAUUCACCUCAGCCCUCUACAGCGCAUCCCCACUCAAUCCACAGAGAUAUUCCUGGAGAACAAUUGCUGUGCAGUUGUAGCAAAACUGGUGAAGACAGCAAUUCUCAGUUUUGGACAGCAUCUGAAAUCACAGCUACAGAAAGAUGCACUGAACAACCUCUAGACAAUAUCGGUGGUCAUCAGUUUGCUGCCUCUCCUAAGGAUAUUAUGACCUGCAGGCAUAGUUAUCAUCGACAGAACUGUAAAAUAUUUCAGCAACAUGUAACUGUACAUUCUAGAUCUGAUGGAGUUAGUUGCUCAAAAACAGCUGUGCAGGAACAUUUACAGAACAAUUCCAUUCCUGAGACACAAAGCAUUUUGUUUAAUCCAGAUUCCAACAGGCAUGUCAUGGCAGGGGCACAGUUGUGUCACUGUUGUGCUGGUACAAACAUCUGUCAUCUGACAGACAAUGAAACAUCCGGCACUGAGUGCAAGCCAUUCCACCUUGCCACUCACAGUUCACUGGAGAAAAUUAUGCAGCACAGCCCAUUCAAAAGACUCUACCCUAUACACCAGCAACAAGUCUGCACAGUGACAUCUCAACAAGAUCCAUUGCUAAUGUCAAAAUCCUAUCCAACAGGUGACAAUACAUCUGUACUGCCAACAUUCAACACAGCUCAGGGGACAGCCACAUGUAAUUUAUGUCUAAAUCGCUGGCACUGUUCAUCCCAAACAAUUCGUGCUCAUAAUUCUUCAUCACAGAAUUCAGCUUCAUCAAAUUUCUCUAACAGGAAUAAAUUAACUGAAAAUUCUGUACCAGUGAGUUUGGGAGCACAUGUCCAAAAACUGACACUACAACAAGUCAGCUAUAAAUGUAGAAACAAUACUGAAUUUAUUAAACAGGAUAGCUGUAUACCAAAUACAGUAACAGAUGGAGCUUCAGAUCACAAUUAUGACAUUCCCAGUACAUUUACUGAAAACAUUUGCUCUGAGGUGCAAGAAGGAUCUGAUGAAAGUAUGACGGGUGAUACUGUAAUGGAGGACACAGAAGACACUGCAUUAAAAGUUGACUGUGGCACCCCAAAAAAAGUUCACAAAUUAUGUGAGCCUGUUGUAGUUCCUGGAGGGUCUUCAUUUGGUGGCAAUUAUGAUACUGUGCCAAGAACACAAACAUCAAGAAUGCCAUGUAAAUGUUUUAUGAGGCCUCGCAACAAAAUUACUUCUGUAUCUAAUCCUUUAAAACUGACGGGACAAGGGACUGUAAACAAGAAUACCAAAGAAAAAUAUACUCAUGGGAACUGCCCAUGUCAGAAAGUAAUGUUCUGGGCUGGUAACUUCAUGACAUUACCAUACUGCCGACGUGGAAAUGGAAUGGAAGACACUUCCCGAUGUGCUGGCCUGGAUUUGCAUGAAAUGAUGACAAUUGGUGAUACUUCAAACACCACAGCUUUAUAUGCCACAGUAGACAAAUCGAAGAAAAGGAACAGAGAGAUUGCUCUGCAUCAGAGAUGCUACUGCAGUGGUUCUCCUUGUGUCUGUCAGAAAGCAGUUACAGAAACAACUUAUGGUGGAAACUUAUCAGCAACUAGUACCACUGAAACAGGAAUCACCAACCUGGAAACUGAACAAUCAGAUGGUGUCUGUGAAGCUCCAAAUGCCCCUGCAAGUGAAGACAGAUAUUAUGAAAACAUGGGAUUUGCUGAUUCCUUAGAAUAUUAUGAAAAUGUAAAAGAUGUACUUAAGAAAGCAGGAAUAGAACAAGAUAAAGUAUGUACCCCUGACACAAAUAUGCAGGCCAACAAAGAACAAGACAAUAAAUAUAUUAUUUCAUGCACUGAUCCUAGUGUAGUGAGAAUAUGUGAAAAAUGCGGACAUCAUUACCAGGCAGAAAAUUUUAACGCUGACAGCCCAGAUAAGGCAGAAAAAGUUGAAAAUCUAAUGUCUUCUAAACAGAAGAAAAGUGUAUCAGAUGAUUACUUAAUGAUGCUUCCUGGUAAAGACUUAUUGCUCCAUCCAGGAGAUAAUUCUCCACCAAGUUCACCAACAGAAUACCUGCACACUAGUUCAGGUCCAAGAGAUAUAGAUUCAGUUCAAAAUAUCCCGAAAACUUCAGCUCAUGAUGAUGCAUGUAGCAACAGUGCUGAUGCCAGUCGAGGAAAACAUUACCACACACCAUGCAAAAUACCCACUGUAUAUUUCAACCAAGCUCAGGAACCAGACAUAACAGUGUGUGAUACACCAUUAACCUCUCCAUGCAGACAUGGAAUAAAUAAUGCAGAAACUUCUCUGUCAGAUAGUACAGAACUUAAAACACAAGAAAAUUUGAAAAAGUGUAAAGAGCAGUUUGCAUGUGAUUGUGGAAGAGUUACUUAUUUAAAACAAAUCUGUACACAUCCAAAUUCUGAUGAAUCUCUAGAUUUGCAUUUGUGGAAUACGUUCCCUCAAAGAAAGCAACAGUCUCUUGCCAGGCAAUCUGACUGUACUGGUAGUCUACCAAAAUGCAUGAACAAUCAUUUUUCUCACAGAGACAGUCUUAAGGAGAAACUUGUGGAAAAUGAAAGGCAUCUGUCAGACAGCCUUCUGCUGCCUGUCCACAUACGUCGCUCCUCCAGUGUCCCUUGUAAGCCAGUGAACAACAGAGAUUCUUCCAGUUCUAAUGACUCAGGGGUUGCAGUGGAUUUAAUCUUACUCAAGGCAAGAAACUUGUCACAGACUGAAAAUCUAUCUGCACUUAUUAAUCAUUCUGGCUAUGAUACAAAGUGUCUACAUUACUCUCUACCAAGAAGAUCAAAAUCUGUUGAUCCUGUAAAAAACAGUCCGCUGUGUUUCCAGAAGUCUGUUGCAACUGCAAAGUGUUCACCAGUUGAAGUAACAGGGCCUACAUACCAAAAGGUUUCAGUUUCUGGUAGUCCUGAAGGAGAAAAUUCUGUUGCAAUUCCAUAUAUUGAUUCACAGAGUGUGAGCAGUGGCACCUCAAAUAUUUCUGAUUACAUGGACACCUUAUCUUUAUGUUCACACAGUUCAUCGGAUGUGCAGGACGGACGAAGGUUAGGGAGACAGGCCGCUACAACCCUCCGACCUAGAUCUGGCAAGGAAUAUCAGCUCAUUGACCGCUAUGUUCUUGAAGGCGAUAUUCAGUUAACAGGAUGAAAAUCUACAACGAAAAGGAGGUGUGGGAAGAAGCAGCCACUUUGUUGUUGUUUGCAGAAAAUUCAAUGGAUUACACAGUGUCUCAUCAAAAUCAUCAUUUAUCUAUCAUAUAACAUGGAAGACCAUUUAACUCAAAGGACGAAUAUCCUUUGACUAAAAUGAAAAUCUUAUAUCUGGAAAUCAUUUACUAAUUUUGAACCAAAGUACUCAAAUGCUACAUAUAUCUAAGGUGCAGGUUCUUUCAGACUGUCAUUUGAAGAAACUGUUGGGACAAAUAGCACUCCAAUUACUUAUUUCAGAGGAAAUAAUGGAAAAUUGAUACAUAUGCCCAGAAUAUUUUCUGGUCAAAAUGGUAAAAAAUAAUCUAUCAAAAUUAAAUUUCUUCAGUAUGACAAUUUAUUCUCAAUUUCCGGCAAUAGGACUUGAUGUCAGAGUGACUUCCUGAGUGAUUUAGUUCAAAUCAGAAAUGUUUCCACGAGAAACAACAAGACAAUAAAAGAUACACAGACUGCACCAAUCCAGGUUAGCAGGCAUGAUGGAGACUGAUGAAAGCUACAUGAGAAAUGGAUGUGAUGUGUCAGUAUUCUGUGUACUGAGAGAGAAUAAAUGGCUG
Messenger RNA from Schistocerca nitens (vagrant locust), 4466 nucleotides. RefSeq lists its product as uncharacterized. Bases 17 to 3853 code for a protein of 1278 amino acids. Gene Ontology annotation, molecular function: protein kinase binding. The transcript is spliced from 15 exons. The record is from RefSeq and is a predicted model, not a curated record. Gene Ontology annotation, biological process: neuromuscular junction development; positive regulation of protein tyrosine kinase activity. NCBI's taxonomy places the organism in Eukaryota, Metazoa, Arthropoda, Insecta, Orthoptera, Acrididae.